CUGGCACUCUGCUCCUAAUACGGAACUUAAGCUGGUUUGCCACUCGUAAAUGCCUGUCAUUCUGACUUCCGGGUCGUCCGGCCGUCUCAGCAUAGCACGGCACUUUUAAGAAAGUCCACUUGGCCCUAGGCAACGUCUUGGUAGAGGUAGGUAGAUCAAUUUUUACAGCCAUGAGUCUCAGAGAACACUCUUGCAUUAUCUUCUCUUGAGUAUUUCCCACUACGUGCCGCACAGCUAACCAAUCCCUCAUACGGCGUGCGCUCGUCAGUACCACUCGAUUCAAUUACAGUUACUCCUUGCCCUUUUGCGUUUUCACAUCAUGAAGGUCAAUCAGCUCGCCUUGCCUGCCUGGGCACUCCUGCUUUUUCAGGCUGCAGCGAAAUCUUUCGCCGCGGCCGAAAUCGACGUCGACGUCGCCAUCAUUGGCGGCGGCAGCGCCGGCAUCCACGCCGCAAUCCACCUCAUGGACGACGGCGCCAAGAUCGCCGUUAUCGAGAAGAAGGGCCAAAUCGGUGGCCACGCCGAGACCUACGUCAACCCGCAGACCAAAAUUCCGGCCAACGUCGGCGUCGUCGUUUUUGAGAACACGGAGAUUGUCAGCAACUACUUCUCCCGCCUCAACGUUUCGACCAUCAAGUCCAACCCGCUCAACAGCGCCUCCACCGCCGCGGCCAAGAGCUACGACUUCUCGCUUGGGAAGCCCAUCCCCGCGCAGAACGCCUCUGCCUCGGCCGCGCAGCAACAGGCUCUUCUCGCCGCCGCGGAGGCCUACUCGACUAACGUGCUGGCUGCGUACCCCUGGAUCGACCAGGGCUUCCUCGUUCCCGACCCCGUGCCGGAAGAGCUCACGAUCCCCUUUGGGAAGCUUGCUGAAAAGUACAACUUCACGGCGCUCUUGAGCACCAUUGCCCAGUUCAACUGGUGGACCGGAGACGUCGCAACGAUCCCGGCGCUGUACGGCAUCAAGGGUCUUGGACCCGGUCUGCUCCAGAGUAUCUUUGGCGAGUUCAUCGUCCCCGCCAGCGGUGAUACCCGGGCCCUGUACGACGCCGCCGCCGCGAAGCUUGGUGACAGCGUGCUGCUCAACUCUGACAUUGUUGAGGUCAAGCGCGACGUCAAGAUCGACAAUAUCACCACCUCGGGCGUCACUGUCCUCGUCCAGCAGCCAAACCAGCCCGAGAAGCUCAUCCGCGCCCGCAAGCUCCUCAUCGCCAUCCCCCCUACCCUGGAGAACAUGGCCAAUUACGACCUCAGCUCGGAAGAAUACGCCCUCCUCUCCAAAUUCUCCGCCCUCGGUUACUGGGCCGGCGUUGCCACAAUCCCAGGGCUGAACAACAGCCUUACCAACAUUGGUGUACAGGACCCCUACAAUCAGCCCGUCAUCCCCGGCACAAACGGCUUCAACGCGGCCGGGUCCCCCGGCGACUUUUUGGUAGGUCUCGCCUUCCAGGAUACAAACUACACCGAGGCGGAUGUCAAGGCCAUCCUUGUUAAGAACCUGGCUACGCUUGCCGCCGUCGGCGCCGUUCCUCAGGACGCCGCGCAGACGGUCACAUUCCCAUAUGGCUCGGAUCACGGGCCCUUCAACGUCCGUGUGUCGGCCGAAGAGAUCCAGGGAGGGUUCUAUGGCAAGCUGCUUGCUUUGGAGGGCGCACGUAACACGUACUGGGCUGGCGCGGCUUUCGCCAGCCACAACAGCGGGCUGGUGUGGACGUUCAACAAUGGAACGGUUUUGCCAGGUUUGAAGAAGGAUCUUGGUCUGUAAAUGGAAAUACAAUCUUAUCCGCACGGCAAAAAAGAAAGAAAAAAGAAAUUAAUAAAUAAAAAAGGCUGGAAGCUUAAUAUAGUUCUUUAUAAUAUAAGUUGCCUUC
Messenger RNA from Colletotrichum navitas, 1871 nucleotides. RefSeq lists its product as uncharacterized. Gene Ontology annotation, molecular function: oxidoreductase activity. The record is from RefSeq and is a predicted model, not a curated record. Lineage: Eukaryota; Fungi; Ascomycota; Sordariomycetes; Glomerellales; Glomerellaceae. The transcript has a single exon. Bases 320 to 1765 code for a protein of 481 amino acids.